AUGAAGAAAGCCCGCAAGCACGUUCAAGAAUUUACUAGCGGUCGGGCAUCGGGCUACGGAGCCGCAUACACUCUCCCCGUCUUCCUCACUGUCGCUUCCAUCUCGUUAUGGAUCAAUGCGACUCACUUGCAAUGGCUCGGACUCAGCCACGUCUUCAUCCUGUUCAAACUCGUGCUGCUCCUCAGCGUUCAUGAACUACUUCGUCCCUUCUGUCUAUCGUUCGGGAACGUCUGCACCUUGACAGCUCAUGUCGGUGCAGCGGCCAAUGCAGCCGUCGUGCAGUUCAUCAAGCGGGGGCUACACCCCAAGUUCCCAGAGUGGACGCUAUGGUACGAGUGGUUCCAGGCCAUCGCGUUCGCCGCGGGUCAACGCAACGGCAGCCACAUCCUGAAGUUAUCUAACGCAUUGGCGUUCCGCCGCAACUUCGAACUCAUCGGACGGCUACUAGGAGCUUUGGCCUGUUGGCGUCACGGCCACACACUCGAGAGCAUCCGAUACAACGGACUCGAGCACUUGUGGCUACGUUCUAAAGGUGGGAGCGAGGAUGAGAGACGGAUCGUAGUGCUAUACUACCAUGGAGGAGGCUACGCCCUCUUCAGUCCUCGUUUCUUCGUGGAGUUCGCCAGUCGCUUACUAACUCAGGUGCGAAGCCAACUUCCAGCUGCUUGGGGUGGCACCGACCCUUCAAUGAGCGUCCAGAUCUUGCUGGCCAACUACCGUAAACUACCCGAGGUCUGUUUCCCCACACCUCUGGAUGACGCCAUGGUCAUGUUCGACUACCUCGUCAACCACGAGAAGAUCUCACCAGAGAACAUCAUCCUAGCUGGUGACAGCGCCGGUGGCGGCUUGGUUCUUGCCACUCUGCUGAGACUUCGUCAAGCUCAACGAGAGAUGCCUCUAGCGGCGCUAUGCAACUGUCCGUAUGCAGACCUGUCGGCCGACGUGGCUGUAUCCGAUCACUGCUUCAUCUCCAAGUCCAUGCUGGACGCGAUUCGAGACUUCUGCGUCCAGGAAACCCCACAGGCUUCGUGGUGUGAAGGUGCCAUGCUGCAGACAGAUCUGCGUGGAUUGCCGCCCUUAUUCAUCCAGGCAGCAGAAUUCGACAUUCUACACCAACAGUCAAUGCUCUUGGCCCAGAACGCCAGAUCGGAUGGUGUUCAAGUCGAAUUGGACAUGAACGAGCACAUGCCGCAUGUGUUCACACUGUUUCCACACUUUAUGAUGCCGCAAUCUUCCGUCGGCAUCGAGAGAUUCGCUGCGUUCAUCACACGUCAAGUGACAGCGCACCGAAUACCAGUGCAACUUCCAGGUGCUGCUCCAGCAUUCUGA
Phytophthora infestans T30-4 is the source of this 1329-nucleotide messenger RNA. Its product is annotated as carbohydrate esterase, putative. The record is from RefSeq and is a predicted model, not a curated record. Bases 1 to 1329 code for a protein of 442 amino acids. The transcript has a single exon. Gene Ontology annotation, molecular function: hydrolase activity. Lineage: Eukaryota; Oomycota; Peronosporomycetes; Peronosporales; Peronosporaceae.